Molecule: messenger RNA, 1383 nt
Organism: Macadamia integrifolia
Lineage: Eukaryota; Viridiplantae; Streptophyta; Magnoliopsida; Proteales; Proteaceae
Product: expansin-A16-like
Exons: 3
Coding region: 423-1172 (249 amino acids)
Biological process (GO): plant-type cell wall organization
Cellular component (GO): extracellular region
Source: RefSeq, a predicted model, not a curated record
AUGAAUAAAAAGUAAUCACAGAAGCAAACCGUAACCCGUCAUUAGCAAGCAAUGCCUGCCACCAAGAAACCAUCCCUUAUAAACCCUAAUAAACCCUAUACGUAUCCCAAAAAAAAAACACAUCGAGCCAAAUGUAGGCGUCAAUCGCUCUUGACUCUUCUUCGUUUUAUUUGUCCCCAUUGUUCUCUGUUUUCAUUUGUUUUAGGCUCAUCAUCCAAUGUUACAACAGGAACCAAACUUUUGGGACUUGGGAGAGUUUACUGAGGAAGAUUAAUGUAGCUUUGGCAAAGCGAAGCUCUUUUUCAGUUUUUCUUCCUCCCUGCUCCACUACAAUCCCCAUGGAGAAUGUAGGUUCAAAACCAUCCCCAGCUUAAAUCUAUCACUAGUUCACAACUCAGAUCCUAUCUCACUUUCUUUCUCCAAUGGGUAUUUUCCAGACCACACUUUUCUACUUGCUUUUGUUAAAUAUUGGCUCAAUAACUGCUAAACAAGAGGAAUGGAUGUCUGCUACUGCAACAUACUCCAAAGAAACAAAUGGGUCAAUCAUCACAGGUGCUUGUGGUUUUGGGGACCUUCACAAGAAAAGCUAUGGGAUGUACGGUGCUGGAGUAAGUAGCAUGUUAUUCAACAGAGGGCGUACCUGUGGAGGUUGCUUCGAGCUGAGAUGUGUUGACCACAUCCGCUGGUGCUUACAAGGGAGCCCUUCUGUUAUCGUUACCGCCACAGAUUUCUGUCCACCUAAUUAUGGACUUCCAUCGGACUAUGGCGGCUGGUGCAAUUUCCCGCAAGAACACUUCGAGAUGUCUGAGACAGCUUUUGCUGAAAUAGCAGUUAAAAAAGCCGAUAUCGUGCCUGUUCAGUAUAGGAGGGUGAACUGCGUGAGGAAUGGAGGAUUGAGAUUCACAAUUAGUGGGAGUUCCUACUUCUAUCAAGUCCUGAUCACCAAUGUUGGGCUGGAUGGCGAGGUGGUCGCAGUGAAAGUAAAAGGAUCAAAGACCGGGUGGAUUCCAAUGGGAAGGAACUGGGGCCAAAAUUGGCAAUGUAACAUAAAUCUUGGAAGGCAGCCUCUAUCUUUCGAGGUGACAAUAGCCAGUGGUAGGACAGUUACAUCUUACAAUGUAGCUCCAGCAAAUUGGCAGUUCGGUCAGUCAUUUGAAGGGAAACAGUUCUAAGAGAGCUGAAAAGCUUCAAAAUUACAAAUAGGAUAGUUGGGGGUUGGAUAGAAACUGUAUAAUGAGGGAAGCUCAAAGUCAUGAGUUUACCAGUACUUGGAAUAUUGGGAUCCUGAAACUUUGAAACUUUGAAACGCAUUAUAACCUUAUCCAAAAAAAGGGAAAAGUAAUGCCUAUAUUAUUUAUAUAUUGGUAAAGAUAGAUUCAUACA